Molecule: messenger RNA, 594 nt
Organism: Racocetra persica
Lineage: Eukaryota; Fungi; Glomeromycota; Glomeromycetes; Diversisporales; Gigasporaceae
Source: the annotation of a GenBank genome assembly
GGCCUGAUGCAAUGGUUGCAAUGGUCCCUAAUAACAUUGUCUCGUCUUCCGCGGACCUUUUGGACACCGAGCCUGAUGCAAUGGUCCCUAAUAACAUUGUCUCGUCUUUUGGGCAGCGCGAAGUGAUCCUCGAUAACAACACUUUACCACCUCGCAUGGAUACCUUGGCUUCACGUAGAUUUCAAUUAUUUUGGUCCUGUCAUUUCGACGCAAUGACCUUUAAUGACAACACUACAUCACCAUUUAUGGAUCCUUCAAUUUCAAUUCCUGCCAUUAACUUUAAUUACAACGUUGUUUCGUCUCCUGUCGCAAUGGACCCUAAUUAUGAUUCUCGUCCCAUUUUCUCGCCCUCCACGGGACGUCGUGCUAAGUCUCUCAAAAAAGAAUUGUGUCGUUAUUGUAACAAACGUUUCCGACAUUUUAAUGAAUUGCAAGAUCAUGUUUACUCCAAACAUAGAAGAGACCAAAAUCCAUACAAAUGUUCAAUUGAGGGAUGUAAAAAGUUCAAUAAACUUUUCUCCGGAAAAAACAGCUUUAGACGUCAUUAUAAAGAUUUUCAUUCUGACAAAUCUCAUCCUAUCCUUAAAAAGAGAG